AUGUAUUUGUAUCUUUUGGAACCAACGAACAAUAUGGUCGCAUGUUCAAGCGUACAAGUUGGAUAUUUCAUUGUUGAUGCUCUGGCUUUAUAUCACGGUGUCGUGAUUGUAAUCUCGGCAAAAGUCCACGGCCCAAUUAAUGCCAACGCCAUUCAAUGGCAAAGCUUUGAAGGACAUUUCACAUUUGCAGUAAUGUUGAUGAACCUGAGCCAAAACUUUGCGCGCUGCAUCAUGGUGUCGCUGUACCGUGACGUGUAA
This is a messenger RNA of Fusarium redolens, 258 nucleotides long. RefSeq lists its product as uncharacterized. Lineage: Eukaryota; Fungi; Ascomycota; Sordariomycetes; Hypocreales; Nectriaceae. The record is from RefSeq and is a predicted model, not a curated record. The coding region runs from base 1 to 258 and encodes 85 amino acids. The transcript has 6 exons.